AUUUCUAAUCUCCAUUUCUUUAUUCAUGUAAUAAUCUAAAGCUGCAAACACUUCUUCACAUCUUUUUCCUCCUCAUCCUCUCUAUAUAACCCAUACUUCUUUCUCUAAUACCAUUUCUCUUCUUCAAUUCUAUCUCUGAUCAAGAAGAAAACACUGAUAAUAAUUCAAAGCCAUCAUCCACAUUACACAAAGAAGAAGACAAUGAAUAUGAUGGGACAAUUUGGUGAUACCACACUCACAAAAGUAUUUGUUGGAGGAUUAGCAUGGGAAACUCCCAAAGAAGCAUUGAGAGAUCAUUUUGAGAAGUAUGGUGAUAUCUUGGAAGCUGUUAUUAUCUGUGAUAAACUCACUUCCAGAUCCAAAGGAUACGGAUUUGUGACCUUCAAGGAACCAGAGUCGGCUAAGAAUGCUUGUGAAGAAGCUACACCCAUGAUUAAUGGACGCAGAGCUAACUGCAACCUGGCUUCACUAGGUGCACGUCGUCCUAGGGUGAUUACUUCUGCUCCAUCGACCCAACAAGGAUCAAACCAUGGAAGUAGGUCCAGCACACCACCAGUAGCAGCAGCAAACCAAGUGCAAUGGUAUUACCCAACUGCAACACCAGCUUCUCCUUAUCAUCAUGCUGUUCCAGUGCACUACGGAUACUCUCCGACCUACAUUCCGGCUAAUUACACUUAUAAUCAGAAGGUAAACUACGCAAGUGGGACCCAGAUGAAUGGGCAUUACCCGCAACAACAGGUGUAUCCAGGUGGACAAGCAGCAGCAGGGACUAUGGUGCCAGUGCCCUACCCCUACUACCAACAAUUUUAUCAACAGACUAUGGGUGUACCUGCACACGUGGCGGGGCCCAUCUCCGCUGUCCCUACUCUCAUCUCAAAACCAUCAUCAAACACAGUUUGUUUGGCUGUGGAAUAGGUAUUGCUGCCGGGAAACAGAUGGUGGGGGAUGUGGAAAGAGAAGCUUAAAGCUUAACAACAACAAUGAAUAUCACAAUCUCCACCAUUAUCAUUAAGAUGAAAAUUAAAUUAUAAUUGUAACAAUUAAUUCAAUUGUAUCUCUCUAAAUAAAAUUUUAUUUAUUCAAGUUUAUAGUAAGAUUACUCAUUCUCCCUAACUCACUCUUUUGUUUCUCAAACUUUGAGAUGCAAAAAGAACAAAAAAUGCUGUAGAAGAAGUCAUGUAUGGUAACAUGUAAAAUUUAUAUGACAAACUUAUUACUUG
Papaver somniferum (opium poppy) is the source of this 1220-nucleotide messenger RNA. Its product is annotated as probable RNA-binding protein ARP1. The record is from RefSeq and is a predicted model, not a curated record. The coding region runs from base 202 to 915 and encodes 237 amino acids. The transcript is spliced from 6 exons. Gene Ontology annotation, molecular function: RNA binding. NCBI's taxonomy places the organism in Eukaryota, Viridiplantae, Streptophyta, Magnoliopsida, Ranunculales, Papaveraceae.